This is a messenger RNA of Enterobius vermicularis (human pinworm), 1335 nucleotides long. NCBI's taxonomy places the organism in Eukaryota, Metazoa, Nematoda, Chromadorea, Rhabditida, Oxyuridae. The record is from the annotation of a GenBank genome assembly.
AUGGAUGAAGAAUACGAUGCUAUUGUUUUGGGCACUGGCUUGAAGGAGUGCAUUCUGUCUGGUAUGUUAUCUGUAUCAGGCAAAAAGGUUUUACAUAUUGAUAGGAACAAUUAUUACGGGGGUGAAUCGGCGUCACUGACACCUUUAGAACAGUUAUACGAAAAAUUCCUUGGCGCAAAUGCAAAGCCGCCGACUGAAAUGGGUCGCGGGCGGGAUUGGAACGUGGAUUUAAUUCCGAAGUUCCUUAUGGCGAAUGGUUCUCUUGUAAAGCUGCUAAUUCACACCGGUGUUACCCGAUACUUGGAAUUCAAAUCAAUAGAUGGUUCCUAUGUGUAUAAAGGUGGAAAAGUCUACAAAGUACCUGCUGACGAAAUGGAAGCACUUUCGACUAGUCUUAUGGGAAUCUUUGAAAAACGUCGUUUCAAGAAAUUCCUUGUAUGGGUGCAAAAUUUUGAUAUUGAUAACAAGUCGACUUACGAAGGAAUGGAUCCUCAUUCAAAUACGAUGCAGCAGGUAUAUGAAAAAUUUGGUUUGGACGAGAAUACUGCUGAUUUUACGGGGCACGCGCUCGCACUUUACCGUGACGAUAAUUAUAAGAACGAACCUUUUGGUCCUACUGUGGAAAAAAUACGCUUAUACUCAGAUUCUCUUGCCCGUUACGGGAAGUCACCAUACCUUUAUCCUCUGUAUGGGCUUGGAGAGUUGCCACAAGGAUUUGCCCGUUUGAGUGCUAUUUAUGGCGGAACAUAUAUGCUAGAUAAACCGGUCGAUGGCCUUGUUUUUGAAGGCGGGAAAGUUGUUGGGGUGAGAAGUGGGAACGAAGUAGCCCGUUGCAAGCAGGUCUAUUGUGACCCUUCAUAUGCGACUGAUAGAGUAAAGAAAGUUGGACAAGUGAUUCGAGCCAUCUGUCUUCUGAAUCAUCCAAUUCCAAACACAAACGAUGCUCCAAGCUGUCAAAUCAUUAUUCCUCAAAAGCAAGUAAAUCGUCGCUCAGACAUCUACAUUUCUCUGGUGUCGAAUGCUAACAUGGUCGCACCCAAAGCAUGGUAUAUUGCAAUGGUUUCUACCACCGUCGAGACAAACAACCCGGAGGCGGAGAUUAUGCCUGGACUGCAGUUACUUGGUUCAAUUAUACAGAAAUUUGUAAGCAUCAGUGAUGUGUUCGAACCUACAGAUAUGGGUGAAGAGUCGCAAGUAUUUAUUUCGCGUUCUUAUGAUCCCACAACCCACUUUGAAACCACUUGCCAAGAUGUCUUGAAUAUUUUCCAACGUGGCACUGCUGAACAGUUUGACUUCUCCAAAAUCACCCAUCUCUCCCUCGAAGAUAAGGAGUAA